GGCACUCAGCGGCAGCAGACACACUCGUUGCUGCAUGUUGUUAACUACUGUUUGAGACUACCGGGGACCAAGACCUGCAGAGAACACAGCCUCACCACAGGCAGCAGCAAGCAAAACAGUCUCAACUUAUCUUUCUCUGGAUCCAUACUACCCUUUCAUUGUGCACGGGAGAAAGAGAUGUAUGAAGGCUUCUAAUUUAUUUUAACAUUUCAUUGCAUCAAAAUUGUUACUCUGAUCCGGUUGACAUCUGAGGGUCAGACCAAAAACUGUUCUGAGCUGCUUAUAAAAGCAAUGCUAUUCAUUUGACAUUUGAAGACUGGAAUUAAUCACACCUGGAUUUUCGUACCGUGCAUGUAUCUGGAAGCGCUGUCUUGCUACUGGGAAUUAAAAUACUAAGGAUUUUUAUUUAAUCUCUAUUUAUUUUUGUUCUGGAAUUUGGAAACACGGCAUAGCUGCUCCAAAUCAUAGUCCACACUUGCAGUGAGAGAGAUCCAGAAGGAGCGGAGAGAGACUGAAGGGAGACACCGAAAAAAGACGGAGCAAGCCUGUAAGCUGUCCCUUCCCUUUGUCAUUCACCAGAUCUGUCAAUCAGUAGACGGGCGUAUCAGAGUAAAAAGAGACUCUUGAAAAGAGAGAGAAAAAAAUAACAGCAAACGGAACAUCUAUUGAGCCAGGAGCGCCGACUCCACUGCAGGCUCCAGGAGAAACCUCAGAAGUCAAACCCAAGGGAUCUCGCCAACCAGCGAUCAAACCAUGGCGCUUAGGUCAAUGGUAAACGCUACCUUGCUCAGUCUUCUGGUUUACCAGGUUUACAGUUCGGGAGUAUUUGAGUUAAAGCUUCAGGAAUUCCUCAACAAGAAGGGAGUGAUAGGGAAUCAGAACUGUUGCAAAGGAGGUGCUGACUCGGGACUAUUACACUGUGAAUGCAAGACAUUUUUUCGGAUCUGCUUGAAGCACUACCAGGCGAACGUGUCUCCAGAUCCACCGUGUACAUAUGGCAGCGCUGUCACUCCUGUGCUGGGUUCAAACUCCUUCCAGAUCCCCGAAAUCAAUGCAGACGUUGCCUUCACAAACCCCAUUCGCUUCCCAUUUGGCUUCACCUGGCCUGGGACCUUCUCUCUCAUUAUUGAAGCUCUGCACUCCGAUUCUCCGGACGAUCUCUCCGUAGAUAACCCGGACCACCUUAUCAGCCGACUGGCCACCCAGCGGCACCUGACCGUGGGCGAUGAAUGGUCCCAAGACGUGCACACAAGUGGCCGCACAGAACUGAAGUACUCCUAUCGCUAUGUGUGCGAUGAGCAUUACUACGGCGAGGGCUGCUCGGCCUUCUGCCGACCUCGUGACGACGCAUUUGGACACUUCACGUGCGGUGAGCGAGGCGAGAAGGUCUGCAACCCGGGCUGGAAAGGCCAGUACUGCACAGAACCAAUCUGUCUUCCUGGUUGUGAUGAACAACAUGGAUAUUGUGACAGACCUGGGGAGUGCAAAUGCCGGGUUGGAUGGCAAGGACGUUAUUGUGAUGAGUGCAUUCGAUAUCCAGGGUGUUUGCAUGGCACAUGUCAACAGCCGUGGCAAUGCAACUGUCAAGAGGGCUGGGGUGGCCUUUUCUGUAAUCAGGAUCUUAACUACUGUACUCACCACAAACCUUGCAAGAAUGGAGCUACUUGUACCAACACUGGUCAGGGAAGUUACACCUGCUCCUGCCGUCCUGGAUUUACCGGCUCCAACUGUGAGGUUGAAAUUAAUGAAUGUGAUGCUAAUCCCUGCAAGAAUGGUGGAAGCUGCACUGACAUGGAAAAUAGCUUUACAUGUACUUGUCCUCCAGGCUUCUACGGGAGAAACUGUGAGCUGAGUGCCAUGACAUGUGCUGAUGGUCCUUGUUUCAAUGGGGGAAGAUGCACAGAUAACCCAGAUGGUGGCUAUGCUUGCCUUUGCCCAGUUGGUUAUUCUGGCUUUAAUUGUGAGAAGAAAAUUGACCACUGCAGUUCAAACCCAUGUGCUAAUGGAGCGCAGUGCCUUGAUGUUGGGAACUCUUACAUCUGCCAAUGUCUGAUAGGCUUUGCUGGGAGAAACUGUGAUGACAACAUGGAUGACUGUGCUGCACUCCCUUGCCAAAAUGGGGGAACCUGCCAAGAUGGUAUUAAUGACUAUACCUGCACCUGUCCUCCUGGAUAUAGUGGAAAGAACUGCAGUUCCCCAGUUAGUAGAUGUGACCACAAUCCAUGUCAUAAUGGUGCCACAUGUCAUGAGAUAAACAAUCGCUAUGUAUGCAAAUGUGCGCGGGGAUAUGGAGGACUCAACUGCCAGUUUUUGCUCCCCAGCAGUGUCGUAGGUCCUACAGAUAGUCCAGAUGGUGACUUUCCUUGGAUUGCUGUUUGCGCUGGGGUUAUCCUAGUCCUCUUCUUGUUACUUGGUUGUGCUGCUGUGUUUGUCUGGGUCAGAGUGAAAACUCAGAAAAGAAGCAGCCAGUCUGACAUAUGCAAGACUGAAACUGAAACGAUGAACAAUCGGACUGACUUUCAGCGUGGGAAAGACAUCUCCAUCAGUGUAAUCGGUGCCACUCAGAUCAAAAACACUAACAAGAAAAUAGACUUUCUCAGUGAAAAUACUUCUGAGAAAAAUGGCUAUAAAGCUCGAUAUCCAUCAGUGGAUUAUAAUUUGGUACAUGAGCUGAAGCAUGAUGAUGCAGUCAGAGAAGACCUUGACAGGUGCAGCAACAAAUGUGAUACAAUUGAUACACAACUUGAUAUACAGAGCACAGUACAGCUAAAAAGUGAGUCUUGUGAAAGGAAACGACCAGAAUCUGUGUAUUCUACAUCUAAAGAUACAAAAUACCAGUCAGUAUAUGUCAUAUCAGAAGAAAAAGAUGAAUGCAUUAUAGCUACCGAGGUAUGAACAGGAAGUGAUGUCAGAACUCUUCCUAAAUUGUGCAAAGGAGAUUUACUCCAAUGAAUGCUGCUGAUGGAGACAGGGGACUGUUCCUUCACUGGUUGUUGCUGCUGCUGUUGCUGAGAGACUAAAUUCAGACUGAGCUGGUUCUCUGCUGAAUUAGCAAAAUGACUAAAAAAGAUGGACACUAACCCAGGGUUUAUGUUCAAGGAUUGCCUAUUGCACUGCCUUUUUUGGGGAUAUUUCAUUGCACUAUGGACAGCGUUUAUUUUGUAUUUAAUAAGUGGAUUAGAACACACCAGAAGGAGUAUGCACUGGUCAGUGCCCGCUUCAAUUCCUCUGAGUCUUUCUCAUCUUGAAGUCAUGAUGCAAACACUGCCUUUCAGUACCGUUGAAUGCUAAAGUAUGUUCUUUUAGGUCAAGAUGUGUGUGUGUGUGUGUGUGUGUGUGUGUGUGUGUGUGUGUGUGUGUGUGCGCGUGUGCCUGUGCGUGGAUGAGUGUGCAUUUUUUAAGAUGUAAACAUUUUUCAGAAUGUUUGUAAAUCUUAAGUAUUUUUGAUGUCAUUUUUUCAUAAUUUAAUUUUGUUAAAUAUGUACAAAGGCACUUCAGGUUUAUGUAAUUAUAUUUUUUGUACAUAAAUGUAUUUAUGGAAUAUUGUGUAAAAUAUUAUUUGCAUUUUUUACUGUUUUCAUAAUGAAGGGAUUCAUUUUUAAAUAUUUUUCCAAAAAUAAAUAUUAUUAAUAAUAUAUUUUUGCUUUCCAUAAUUACCUGUAGCUCAAGAUUGCUUCACUCAGAAACUAGCCUUAAAUUUGGUUAGAGAGUCAAAUGAUUAGUAUUUAAAAAUACAUGAGCAAUAAAAUGUCUUUAUACUUCAUUCAAA
Molecule: messenger RNA, 3769 nt
Organism: Protopterus annectens (West African lungfish)
Lineage: Eukaryota; Metazoa; Chordata; Ceratodontiformes; Protopteridae
Gene: DLL1
Product: delta like canonical Notch ligand 1
Exons: 11
Coding region: 754-2895 (713 amino acids)
Biological process (GO): establishment or maintenance of epithelial cell apical/basal polarity; Notch signaling pathway; heterophilic cell-cell adhesion
Cellular component (GO): plasma membrane; protein-containing complex
Molecular function (GO): calcium ion binding
Source: RefSeq, a predicted model, not a curated record